ACACACAAAGUGAUUUUAAACACACUCCUGCAGCUCUGAGCGGGCGUUUUAAUGAGCUAAUUAUUUGAUUUGAGUGUGUUGAAAGCAGGGAAAGCACUAAAUGUGCAGUGCAGGGGAAGGGGGGCGGUUCCAUCUGAUUGUUGUGUCUUAUCUUGUCUUCUCUUCUGAAUAUUUGGUGCAAUUACACAUUCUCACCAGAGAGGUCUCCAAAUCCCCAAAUAUCACAAACGUGCAGUCUGUCUCUUUAAGUGAGAGUGAAAGUAAAAUCUGUUCAUUUCCUGGAUUACCUGCAGGUGUGUGAGUGUGUGAAUCGGUGUGUGUCGUGUCUGGAUCUACAGUUUUCUCAUUAAUAGAACCAGGAAACAAAAUCUUCACACUGUAAAAUGGCAGAAGCUGGUAUUUUGGUGGUUCAGGAUGAGUUAAGCUGUUCAGUCUGCCUGGAUCUCCUGAAGAAUCCAGUGACUAUUCCCUGUGGACACAGUUUCUGUAUGGUGUGUAUUAACAAGUGCUGGGAUGAGGAGGAUCAGAAGAAGAUCUACAGCUGCCCUAACUGCAGACACACCUUCACCUCAAGACCUGUCGUGAGUAAAAACACCAUGCUGGCUGAGGUGGUGGAGAAACUGAAGAAGACGAGACUCCAGGCUGCUCCUCCUGAUCACUCUUCUGCUGAUCCUGAAGAUGUGGAGUGUGAUUCCUGUACUGGGAGAAAACGCAAAUCCGUCCAGUCCUGCCUGGUGUGUCUGGCCUCUUACUGUGAAGCUCACCUCCAGCCUCACUACCAAUCUCCAGCCUUUAAGAAGCACAAGCUGGUCAAAGCCUCCAGACGACUCCAGGAGCAGAUCUGCUCUGAGCACGAUAAACUGCUGGAGGUUUACUGUCGCACCGACCAGCAGUGUAUCUGCAUGCUGUGUACCAUGGAUGACCAUAGAGGACAUGAUACAGUGUCACUUGCAGCAGAAAGAUCUGAGAAACAGAAGCAGGUGGUGGAAACACAGAGGAAAUACAAGGAGAGACUCCAGGAGAGAGAGAAGGAGCUUCAGGAGUUAAUAGAAGCUGUGGAGAAUCACAAGCGCUCUGCUCAGACAGCAGUGGAGGACAGUGAGAAGAUCUUCACUGAGAUGAUCCUCUCCAUUGAGAGAAGACGCUCUGAGGUGAGGCAGAUGAUCAGAGAUCAGGAGAAAGCUGCAGUGAGUCGAGCUGAAGAACGUCUGAAGAGACUGGAGCAGGAGAUCACAGAGCUGAAGAGGAGAGAUGCUGAUCUGGAGAAGCUUUCAUUCACAGAGGAUCACAUCCAUUUCCUCCAGAGUUUUCAGACUCUCUCAGCUCCUCCUGGAUCUUCAGCAUCACCUGCUUUUACUCUCAGUCCUCUCAACACUUUUGAAGUUGUUAUGAAGUCUGUUUCUCAGCUGAGAGGAAAACUAGACGAAUUCUGGAAAGAGGAAUUUGAGAAGACAUCAGCUGCAGUGAAGGAAGUGCAGAUCAUUCUUCCUCCUGAACCCAAAAGCAGAGAAGAGUUUCUGCAGUAUUCCUGUCAGCUCACACUGGAUCCAAACACAGCCUUUAAACACCUCCUCCUGUCUGAGAGGAACACAGUGGUGACCUGCAGCUACACAGUCCAGCCAUAUCCUGACCAUCCAGACAGAUUUGAUGGAUGGCCUCAGGUUCUGUGUAGAGAGAGUAUGAGUGGACGCUGCUACUGGGAGGUUGAGUGGAGAGGAGAUGGAGGGGUUGGUAUAGCAGUGUCUUAUAAAAGCAUCUCCAGGAAGGGAGGCUGGGAGUGUAGGUUUGGAUGUAAGAAUGAUCAGUCUUGGAAAUUGUCCUGUAAUUCCUCCAGUUACACAUUCAGAUACAUUAACAGAGAAACUGAAAUCUCCGGAGUGCCCGUCUCCUGUAGAGUAGGAGUGUAUGUGGAUCACAGGGCAGGAACUCUGUCCUUCUACAGCAUCUCUGAUACCAUGACCCUCAUCCACAGAGUCCAGACCACCUUCACUCAGCCGCUCUACGCUGGGUUUAGGUUAAACCCUCACUCAUCAGUAAAUCUUUUACUUUCAGCAAAAUAGAUGAACAUGCAGAACAAAGGGAAGAGCUGGAUGAGAUCAGAUAAGAACUGCAGAAUCUAGACUGUAGAGCUGAUCAAAUAAAGUUAUAAUAGUGCUGGGAGAUAUUGUUAAUAUAAGUAAUCAUAAUUCUGAACGGUAAUUACGUCUGUCCCAGAUUAGAACUGCAGGUACAUUUCCUGUAUGGAAAGAUUUAUUCAGAUUUAGCGUUAAAUAGUUUAAACCGUUUAUAUCAUUAACAGAGCUCACAGUAACAGAGUUCAUAUUUUAAACUUCAUAUUACAGAAUUUUAUUAUUUUUUUAACACUUUAUCAUUUAUUAUAAACUGAAUGAAAGAUCACAAUAAAAUGUUUAAAUUAUUAUACUGUUUUUUUAUCCUCAACAUUUUUACAUUAAAACAAAGAGAGAGGAAAUCUGUGUGUUAAUGCUUUAACUUUAAUUUUACAAUUAAUGUAAUAUCAAACGGAAAGAACAGAAUAUAUACAACAUAUAGUCAAAUAUAAUAGAAAAUAUACAUUUAACUUACUGUACACUACACACAUUAACUUACACUAUGAAACACAGUUUUACAAUAUUGCACUGUUGAUUGUAGCUUAAAUUUAUUAUAUUUAUCAUCGCUGUCACAUAAAAACAUUAUAUCUCUAAAGUAGCAACUUUACAUUUCUAUUUGCCCUUUCAUCAGGAAAUAUUGACACAGUAUAAAGAUAAAGUAUAAACAUAAGAUACAGUAGACAUAAGGUUUUUGUGUUACAGCAGUUUUAAACUAAUUAAUCUAAUAUAUGUGCUUCUAUGUUGAGUUGAUUUAUUUGAGCAUUUUAUCAUUUAACUCUACACAGUUCUCUGUAUUAAUUUGAUUUUAUUUGUAAUGUACUCAGAUUGUAUUCCUGUAAUCUUGUAAUGUUGUGGGAUAUAUCUUAUAAAUAAUAAAGUGGGAGCUGAAAGCUCAGAACAGAGGA
Astyanax mexicanus (Mexican tetra) is the source of this 3013-nucleotide messenger RNA. Its product is annotated as tripartite motif-containing protein 16-like. The transcript has 7 exons. Gene Ontology annotation, molecular function: zinc ion binding; protein binding. NCBI's taxonomy places the organism in Eukaryota, Metazoa, Chordata, Actinopteri, Characiformes, Acestrorhamphidae. Bases 384 to 2060 code for a protein of 558 amino acids. The record is from RefSeq and is a predicted model, not a curated record.